Molecule: messenger RNA, 4785 nt
Organism: Rhinocladiella mackenziei CBS 650.93
Lineage: Eukaryota; Fungi; Ascomycota; Eurotiomycetes; Chaetothyriales; Herpotrichiellaceae
Exons: 1
Coding region: 1-4785 (1594 amino acids)
Molecular function (GO): protein binding
Source: RefSeq, a predicted model, not a curated record
AUGUCAGAUCCAGCUGUUUCCUUGGGUUCCUACGCUCAGAACAUUAUCGCAAUCACAUCGUUCCUGCGGAAGCGUCACAGAGACAAUCAGGCCAAAGUCAAUUUGCUGGAUGAAGCUCGUCGACUUGCGCGAGAGAUCCGCCAUGCCGUUUCCACUUUCCCGCGAGAUCUCAACAAAGAGCUGAAGGAUGAGCUGGAGCAGUUGAGCCUGAGCCUAUCGGACGUCCGUGAGGCAUUCAUCAGCGCGAAGAGUCGAAAUGAUCUACAGGACGCAAUCGACAACCUCCGAACUUCCAACGAAAAAAUUAGAGAAAUUCAUCCCGUCCGAUGUUCAAGCCCAAGUGCCGAAUCUGGGGACCCAUCCCAACAUUCCUCAACGUCGCCAGCACGGAUGAAGUACCUAGCUUCAAAAUCUCCUAUUAAUCAUCCAGACACAAAAGAGUCAGAAGACGAGAUCAAACCCACACCGACCUAUCAGCCAAAAGAGGUCUAUGUUGCAGAACUUGGAUCUGUAGGAUGGACUCCCGCAAAGGCAACCAUUGACGCUGACUCUAGCGUCAAUCUUAUUUCUGAACGGUUUCUUGAUUCUCUCGGGGCCACGAGCUCGUGGUCGCACCUCUUCUCUCGACAUUGGUCAUGGAUCACGGCUCCAUUCUACAAGCCGAGUCGGAAAUCGCAGACCUGGGCCGCACGAUCUCUAGUCAAACUCAAGAUGGCCUAUUCACCGGACUCUCCCCCUCACGUUGUUCCAUUCGAAGUCCACUAUGGCGUGUCAUUCUUCGGCGACCUCCUGCUAGGACAGGAUCUCCCCAAAGAUGAAAGACUUCAGAGUCCACCGGGGAGCUGGAAUACCGCAGGGCAACGUUUACGUUGCCUUCAAGAUCCUCAACAAGGCAAGAAGGCCGAUAUCAUUUUCGUGCAUUCGGCUCAUUGUGACACACAGGGGACGUGGCGCAAUAAAUCGGAUACAUUUUGGCCGCGAGAUCUGCUAGCGAAAGACGUGGACCGCUGCUCCAUUUGGACAUACGACUGCGAUUUGAGUCGAACGUUGGCCAACUCGGUCGAAUCUCUGGAGAAUAAGAUUGAGGAUCUGACCAGUGACCUCUUGGAGCAGAUCCGCCAGAAGACCAACAAAUAUCCAAUUCUUUGGAUCUGUCAUAGUCUCGGAGGACACGUCGUCAAAAAUGCGCUGACGAGAACAAUGAACACGAGUCCCUUCCAAACCAAAGGAAUCAUUUUUCUGGGUACGCCACACCGAGUCAACACAUCAACAGACAUAUAUGAAGAUCUCAUUGCAGAUUCCUUUGGAUUCAACACAAUACUAACAGAGGUCCAAAGCCAACGAUUCGACAACUCGAUAAGGUCCACAGCCUCUGCUUUUGCCUGUUUGAUGGACAGGCGUCCGCUUCCGGUGUUGUCUUUAUUUGAGACCAAGGCAACCAUGACGAAGCGGGGACCGCGAACGAUCGCGCCGCAGAUCACUAGACUGUAUCAUCCUCAAGAAUCUUGGGGUGUUCUCGAAGGGGACCAUUCUUCCAUUUGCAAGUUUGAAACAAGAGAAGAAAAGGGCUACAAAAAGAUUGUGGCAUCGGUUCGCGACCUCCUCGCAGGAGAGCUCUGGACAUACGAUUGGCAUCGAAGUAUAGAGCUUCACCUGCAGAGUAGGCCACCGUCUCGGCUGACCACGAGUACAUCUCUGUCACUCGACGCCGAGCCCAUCGAUAUCGACAAGAUGUACUUGAACUUCAGGCUCAAAAUCGAUUGGCCAUCGGCAAGAUGGACAUCACCAAAGCCCCAAGAUCAGGUCGACGCAACGUGGAUUGGGAACGAACCGCUCGUGGUGGAGUGGAUGAAAAGAGAAGACGCGAGACCACUUGUGAUUCGAGGCAAUCUGGGCAGUGGUAAAACGAGAAUUGCCGAGUCGAUUCAAGAGUGGUUGUAUCUCCCACCGCGACGAGCGAUGGUCCGACGGGCAAGCGCGAAAAUUUGCAAUCUAUCAUAUUUCUUCAAGUCGGAUCAAAGAUCUCAACAAACCCCCAAUCACAUGCUCCGGUCUUUGAUUACUCAAACAUUGGAUCAAAAUGAGGUGCUCAUAUAUCACAUCAAAGAGAAACCAUUCAAAAAUGCUUUGAAUCGUUUCGCUCCGCUGCGAGCCUACGCGAUUUUACAAGCAACCCUUCGGAUGUUAUUGGAGAACACAUGCUGGAGCUCGAUCAAUCUCGUGGUGGAUGGCCUUGACGAAUGCGACCCCAAACACACGAGAGACCUUUUGAACUCUUUGGAUAUGAUCCUCCAAAUCGGCAAAGUCAGGGCCCUUUUGACUGUCAGCACUGCGAUGACCGGAAAUGCUGAAGCAUCCAUGUCUGUGUUGAAUAACUUUAUCACCGGGGCCCAAUGUUUAGUGUUGGACCUCCCGAAGAGUCCCGCCUGGAACAGGCAUCUUGCGGAAUACCUCGAUGUGCGGCUCCGGGAGAUGAAUGGGUUUCAACUGGGAACCAGAGACCGAGAGCUGUUACAAGAGACUCUUUUAUCUCUCCCCAAUCGAUCAUUUGUGAUAUUUGACUUGGCUUUACAACACUUGAGAGACUCGUCGCCCCAUUGGGAAUCCCUCUCAAGCGAUCUUUUGAAGUCACGACUCGAGGAAUUGAAAGAUCGGGCGAAAAUUGAUGGUCUUCUUCUCGAUCUGGCCAAUACUGCUGGUCAAAAGGGCCGUUGGAUACUGUCAUUUCUUGCCUGUGCCUUUGGGCCAUUUCGAAUCCAAGCGCUUGCAGAGAUUCUUGCGCGGACCCCGGAAGUUGAGUGGAAAGGCGCACCAGACAAAAAGGUGAUUGAACUUCAGUCCUUGGUGGAUAAAGAUCUUCGAUUGCUUGUCCACGCCGACAGUGACGGUCUCCAUCUUGCCGGUCAGCUGGUCCGUCAAGUGAUUCAUGGCAGAAUGGCGUCCUCGGAAGUGCUGGGACCGGACAAGAUCAAGUUUUCAAAUGACUGGUGCAACUAUCGACAAUUGCACUUGCUUCUGAGUAAAACUUGUUUGCAGAUUCUGCUGGACAGUCUUGAAUCCAGAAGCGAUCCAGGACCUGAAGAGAGAAUGGGUCGGCUCGCCGCCGAAGAGUAUGCAAGCAGACACUGGCAGGAUCAUCUUCGCGAGGCAGGCCAUCUGGCCCCCAAUAUCAACGGUCUUGUGAUUUCUUGGAUGGAGGCUCCUCGAGAAACACAGCAUGAGAAUGUGAGACCCCCGGAAAAUGACUCGUUCCAGUUACUGCGGCGUCUGACGGAAGAAAACCUGUUUGAAACACUGGGCACGGUUUUUGAUGAACAAAGUCCCGAUCUGGAACUUCCAAGUCGAGAUGACAUUGACCAAGUCCUCGACCACUCUACCACGCCGCUCCUCCCGGAUACCAUACGGGCGCUGCAAAACAUCAACAAGCUUGCGGGAAGGACCGAGGAGAAGAAAACCGAAACAUUUCUGGCACUGAGAGAGCGCAAGUUAGAAGAAUUAGCGAGGCUCUUGGACCCUCUCGACGCUUCCCAAAAAUCAAAAUACCUCCGCAAAAGCAUUGAAAUGCAGGAUGCGGAACUCGUCCAAACCGUGCUCGACUCAUUUGCCAAAGACCGCGAAAUCCCCAAAAGGUCCACUGAACUUGCCUAUGCCGUUCAAUUCAAGUCCGUUGAGAUCGUUCGACUCAUGUUACAACGAAAAGAACUGUUUGAGCUCGACGCCGCUCUUCUAGGCGCCGUGGACGUGGCCAAUUUUUCCAUGUGUCAAGAAUUGUUGGCGCAUGGUGCAAAAGUUACCAUGGACAGGGAUAAGCCGUCCAAAGCCACGCCACUUCAUCUGGCCUCGAGAAGAGGUGAGAUCCACCUGGUUGACUUGAUGCUCGAAUGGGGUGCUCCGGUUAAUAUCAAAGAUAGUCGAGGUUCAAGCCCGUUACACCAUGCAGCAAGAUCUGGACGUGUCGACAUCAUAAAGGCCCUCGUUAGAGGAUCCGCUUCCCUUAUCAUGGAAAAUAAAUCUGGCCAGACAGCACUUUUCUCAGCCUGUACUUUUGGCCAGACAGAGGCUAUGAAACUGCUGUGGAGUUUGGGAUCGAAUAUACUUCACAAAGAUGCCCUUGGGAGAUCCAUGCUGCACACAGCAGCAAAACAUGGACACAGGGAACUGGUGGAUAUCCUCGUUGCUGCAGGCAUAUCCGCCGUGGCCAAAGACAGAUAUGACAGGACCCCCAUUCAUGAAGCCUGCAAGAGUGGCUGGGCAUCAAUUGUCGACAAAUUGCUCCAGGCCGGAGCGCCCGUACAAGUGGCGGACAAGUUUGGAUGGACCUGCUUACAUUACGCUUGUCAAUGUCGUGACGUUCCCGAAGGCGUUGUGCAGCUUCUUCUCGACCGAGGGGCAGAUGCAUCCGCUGCAGACCGAAAGGGCCGCACCCCAUUAAUGAUCGCAGUACAAUAUUCGACGGUACGGGUAUUGAAGAUAUUUUGGACGCAUGAUCAGAGCUUGUUUUGGCAUACAGAUGCAGAUGGGUGUACAGUUUCGCAAUACCUCCGCAAAACUGGGGGAGAUGCGACGACGACGACAGCGGAACUGGAGGAAGAGAAAGAAGAGUUCCUUCGCGCUUACAUUCCAGGAUCCUAUCAGUCAGCAAGAAGAACAUUGGGUAUUCGAGAAACUUCUCACGACGAAGAAUCCGUUGAUAUUACUGCGGAUGAGCCUGCUCGAGGUUGGUCACCACCGACCGAAUUGGAUACUGACGAUAUCGAUGAUGACGCAUCUUGGAACGUAGACUAA